UCAAAAACGAAUCGGUUCAGUGGCCAGUGCGUAAACUUUCGUCAACAUUUUUGCAAGUUUGUGUCAAGUAGAUGGACGUAAUUUUACAGAUCGCGUUUGCAUUUCACAACUGAUGUGAGCAAGACAUGUAAAGCUUUCGUUUUGGCAUGAGUAGAAACGAUGAAAGGGCAUCGAAAGAAAUGUAUGAGCAACGAACCGCCAUGCUACAUUUCCCGAUAAGACAAGAACUCGUUGGUAAGCGUUUUAUUGUGAUCACUGAAGAGGCGACUCGUCGCGGUGCCAAGAAUCAGGGCUUGGAAAACUAUAGUUGGAAACAAGGUUAUAUUCGUGCUUGUUCAGUCAAAGACAUACUUGACAAGGAAUUACAGGUAUUUUGAAUUGUCACAUAUAACUGUCUCGGAAUGAAAACUGCUGAACUGCAUGGAUCAAUUUGGGAAUUUAUCGAUUUAAUGACAUUUACAUUUGUUAUUUAUACAACGGCAACGGAAUUUUUAGUUUCGUAUUUUACUUUGUAUAUUGCGUUUAGAAGUAAUAGAUUCUUUUCAUGACAAAUAAGAGCAGAUAUAUAGCAGUUGAUUACAGCCUUUACAGUACACCGAGUUAUUUAUUAACAUUUGAAGUAUGCAUGACUGUCUGCACACACACAAACCGUGUCAAAUUACAACUUGUGCAAGCUAGUUACAUUGCUAUUGAAGUACAUUUGAAAAAUUGUUUGCAAAAGGUGGAACUUAAAUUGUGAUUAUAAAUUAGAUUAUUGUUAACUCACAAUCAAGUUGAACUUUUUUGAAGUGAUAGUUCCACAAAUCACAAGUCAUUUAUGUCAUCUAUUGCAGCUGUGUUAGUUGUAAUUUGCAAGUUAGCUGGACAUGCCAGUGAUAAGAUCCUACUGCACAUGUUGUUUUUAUACAUUUUCUUGACUGUAUUCACAUGGAAAGGGUCAGGCCAGACUUGCUAAGAGGUACAUUGAGAGAGAGGCGAGAUCCUGGGCUUACAUGAGAGGCCCCAUUAAGCUAAAUUCUCACAGAUGACAUUGCAUUGAAAUGGUGACAUACGAAAAAUAAAAAAGAUAUAUGAUUGAAAAGUCAAGCAAGAUUUUACGGAAAUUUUACACUUUACUGUACUGGAGUAAUCACUGAAUACAUACGCCAUCAAAACAUGCCAAUAAAAGAACGGAAAAACCAUCAGAACACACGGUACGGUAAAGUGUAAAGUACCCGAUUUUACAUAUAUACGAAGAACGUAACCCCCGGGGAUAAAAUUCUAGGGAGCCCCUUAAUGAACAAAAAUAUAUCAUAUUUACAAUAAAUGUAUCUGUUCAAAUUACUGUAUCACAAACGAAUGAUCAACUAAGACCAAUUAUAAUUACCAAUUAUAGUUACAGGUAAAGUAUGUGAAGCAUUCCUCUUUUUACUUCGUAACUCAUUUGGAAUUUUCCUCAUUAGCUUUGCAAAUUUGAAAAACUCUGCAAAUCCCUUGAGGAAAAUUUGGCAAUAGGGAAGCACAUUCUCGACAUCUACUAACAUGCCUGAUAAUUUCUCUAACUUCAUAACAAAAAAUUUUCAUUCUAAAUUUUUCUGUCAAGGUACUUGUUGAGUUUGAUGGAGCUAGCUGGGAGUACAGGCAAUGGAUAAAAAUAUACGAGCAGACAAAAGCAUUUUUUGUUGAAAGCACCGUUGUCUGGGCUACUAGAAUUUACCGCGGUAGUAACACUCAUCGAAGUACCAUAUCAUGGCCUGCUCUGGUAGGUUUACUCUGGUUUUGUUACUAAUUUUGUGUGUCUUCUCAUGCAACUUUUCAUGCAACUUAAAAAGUUCUUCUGUUCAACCUCAAAUUGUGUGGUAUUACUAUUAAACAAGCAAUAAGCAGACAUUCAGUUGGUAAACACUAUCAUGAUACCAAUUGCAUAAUUUUCUACACACGACCUUGAGCCCACCUGAAAUUUAACUUGGUUCAGAUGUCGAACUUAAUAAUUAUUGAAAAAGAUAAAUGGUAUUUAUGAUCAACAGUUGUCAUACACAUAAAUAUGGUUGGUUCAUAUGCAGUUCGACAUUUGAAUCCAAUUUGAACCAAAGUUGAAAUUCUUGACAAGCAAUGUUGAACUUUAUUGCUGGAUCGGUCCAAAAAUUAAAGCAAUCGAAACUAACUGAUUCAGACAUUGAUCUUCAUGUGAACCUAACUGUUGAAAUUGGGAUCGGCUCUGACGGUUUAUGUGAAGUUCGACGUUUGAACCAGGCCCUGUAAGUAGAGUUAGCUUGGUUCUCUUCUGUCCUUCGAAGUUUUUUUGCUUCCCUUGUUAAGACUAACACUUAGCUUUAGUCGUAAAAUAACUAUUAACUAAGCCUCGGAGAUCUUUGUCUAUUGGUUGUUAUUUCAUUACUAUAAUUCCUGUUUCUGUAUUUUAGAUCUUUGUUCCCAUAGUUGAUUACAUGGGUUUUGAUAAAGAUUCUAAACAUCCAGUCGAGUAUUUUGGUGACAAACAGUUGUAAGUAAUAUGUUCAUUUAAUUAUUUUGAUCAUUCAGUAGGUGAAAGUGUUUGACAGCUCAAUAGAUUAUUCCCCACUGGAUUGUAGAUUGAUUUCUUGAAACAUUUUUUCUGUGUUUCUAGGGCUUUUUUAAAAGAAAACGAAGUUGGAUUAUUUAAGGUACUAAACUGCCACAUGACAGACAUACAUACAUACAGAUGUAUGUACCACAGAAUACCACACAAAUUUACAUGUUCCAUAUCUUUUGUCAAAUGCAUAUAACAUAGCCUGUUAAAUAUUUUUUAGUAUAGUUUUUCAUUAUUUUUUCUUCCUGUGGGGUUUGGAUUUGGCAGAUUCUAUUAUUUUUUAAAUCGGAUAUUCUGUGGAUAAAAAAUAAGGAAUUUUAUUUGUUGUUUAUCCCGAUUAUUUUUAGGAAUUUUAUGAAAAUAUCUAUUUUUUGUUUUUAUAUGACCAUUGAGACUAAAAGUAAUAUAUAUUCACAAAAAUAAAGUAUAUAGCAUGUUUCCUUCAAAUUUUAUAAGAGAAAUAAAAAAACUGGUAUUCUGUGGUACUGUGAUAUUAUGUGGUACAUACACCUGACAGUGUAUAUAAUUUGCUUUAUUGUUAGUAUCAAUUCAAAACGAUUUUUCAUAUUUUUAGCUUUCAUUAGCUAUAAAUCUUCGUACUUUAAUUGAAAAUAAAUCUAAAAUUAUAAGCUAUAAUGUCUUGAUAAUGAAAAGAAAUCUCCAUAGCUUAGCCAAGGCAAUAUACUCUUCUGAGAGUGUACUUCACUAAAUCUGAUCUGUGCUCUUCUAAUUUUCCCAGGAUAGUGAAGAAAGUCUGAAUCAAGUAUUCUGUAUAAAUGCACUAGUUCAGGAGGAUCUCUUAGGAUGGCAGAGAUUACAAAAAACACAGGCUUGCUUAAUGAAAGGUAAAACAAAUCUCUUUCUAUGCCAAAUAUUUAGCCUAUACAGCAGUUUCUGUAGCAAUUUGAAUAAAUACAAGUUUUGGUCAGGACAAUCAGCUGGCUUAUUGGAUAAUUAGAAUCAAGGAAAGAUAUUCUAGUCAUACUUAAGGUUUGGGAGAGUGACUUUGGUAGAAUUUACUUUUGGCUGGUAAUGGUAAUGGUAAUUGGUCCUGAUUAUCUGUAUUUCAUGUUUUGAAUUAGGUGCAGAAACGUUAACUGGUGCAAGAGUAACUGUCUACAGGUAUAAUACUAAUAAAGGGAAUCAGAGACUGUAUAUACCUCCAUCAGCAAAUUAAGUCAUACAUGUAUCAUGCAUAAAUUAUACCAUGGGGCCCAAAAAAAUAUACCUGUAGUUCUGGUUUCAUAUCGUGAAAAAAAUUAGGGUCGGUAGGUCGGAAAUAAAUUAUUUUUAUUGUUUUGGCGUUUUUUUGCUGGGCGAAUUGCAGUAGAGUCCUGACAUCAAUGAAUAUUAACUAGAGAUGCGUAUUUCCUAUGGACGAAUUUAGGUAAUUUGGUUCAAUAAUUAGUGUGACAACAGACGCCAUUUUGGCAUGCUGUAUGAGCAGCCUGCAACCACCCGGAGAAAAUAAUAGGGUUGCACGGUCAAUCGCGUUGAAAAAAUAAUAGGGUUGGCAGAAAAAAUAGGGUCGGUCGGGAACCAGAACCACAGGUAUUUUUUUUAGGCCUUGGCUAAUUAUGCAUUCAAUUUAGUCUUAUCAAAAUUGAAAUUUGUCCUUGGGCGAUGCCCAGUAAAGCUAAUAAAUAAACUAAUUAACAAUUAUUGGAUGAGGUUUUUGUGAUAUGCGGAAUUAUCAAGGUCGAGGUAAGCGUUAUCAGCCGAGCCGAAGGCGAGGCUGAUAACGCUUACCGAGACCUUGAUAAUUUUGCAUAUAUUGCAAAAACCAAAUUCAAUAAUUGUUGUAUUAUACAUUUGAAGAAUAAUAAACAUAGUAUUUUAAUAAAAAUAAAAAAAUCCCGAAAAAAAGUUUUUCAUGCGUUAAAACGUAUGAAAAACUUUAUUUACGAAAUCAUAGCCACACCCAAUAAUACAUCAUUUAUAUUCAAUAAGAUUUCUGGCAAAGCUGUUCAAGUAAAACGUUUCUAUAAACAAGUCUCUGGAAGCCCAACAGUUAAAUUAAUUACAAAUACAAAAGAAACAUAUUAUCAUUAAGAUGUUAAUGUAUUUACUUUGUUAAUGUAUUUACUUUAUUUAAUUAAUGUAUAAUAAUAAAAAUUAAUAUGUGUGAUAUUUUUAUGUUAUUGUGCAAAACAUGCAGACCGACAAACAUACAAAUGUGGACGAAAGAAUAACCUCCUGGUGGAGUUAAAAAUCACAGCAACGAUUUACUUUCAUGUUCUGUGGUUUAAAUUAACUUAAAUGUCCACAUUUUGGUGUAAACCUUUUGGUGAUUCUUUACAAUCAUUAUUUCACAGUCAGGCGAGACUUUUUUAUUUAUUGGUUUACAGACUUGACUUUAAAAAAAACCAGGUUGAUAGGUGGGGAAAACAAUUUUAAAAAACACACUGAGUAUAUUUAAAAUCGAUGUUUUUAUCUUCUAAACAUUUAACUUCCGCUUGGAAAAAAUGGCGAAUCUCCACAUUGAUUGUCACAACAAUAACAUGAGCCUGCAGUAGUUAGAGUCAAAGUUUACUUGGCAUGUACUUCAUGCCAAAACCCCAAAUUAACUAAAAUUAACUAAAAUCAUAAAAUUGUUGACAUUGUUUCACUUUCUGAAUAUUUACGAUCGGCGGAUCCGUAAACCAAUGAAUAAAAAAAGUCUCGCCUCAUAGGAUAGUUUUAUGCUUCAUAUUACAUAUUGGUUUUCCAGUAAUGAAUAGUUACUAAAAUAAGUACUGAAAUAAUAUUUUCUGUUUUGCCAGGUUAGAACUACGUCAGUGGUACACUGGCUGUAUUACUGCUCAUAAUCUGACAACUAGGGUAAGUGGAGAUUUUUGCAUGCAUGCAGUUCUUGUCUUUUUGUAGUCUGUGAGCUGAACUGUAGAAUACCCAACCAUUUUUCUUUGUUUGUUUAAAGACGCAAUGAAACACAGGAAUGAUAUCAAAACUGUUGAAACUAAACGUUUAAACAUGAAAUAGUUUAAACAAGAAUGUGUUAUUUUUAGUCAUAUUUGAAAAAUAAUUUUGAGGAACAAGGCAGAGUUAUAAAUGCAAUUUUGAAGAAAUUGUUAAUGUUUACGAAAAAUUAAUAGACCUGUGUAAGAAUAAGAUGUCAAAAUCAGUGCUUGAAAUUUGCAGUACCGGGUAGCCUGGGACGGUUUUUCGGUAUACCGAAAAAUACCAUGAGGUCUUUUGAAAAACCGGUUUAUCGGUUUUGCCAAAGUCCAAGCACCGAAAAAAAUGGAAAAGGACGAAGAACCGGGAAAAACGAGAUACAAAUGCUAAUGUUUCAGCUAAUCCUAGCUGAAAACUUGUAAAUACGUUCUUUUAACAUUGUCUUCUUGCUUGUAUUUUUAUACCUCUCUAAGCUUUUGAUAUUAAGCAUCUAAAACUGAAAUUCUUCACAUAAUAAAUACACGUGCUACACCGUUUUAUGUCUGUGUGUUGUUUAUAGAUUAUUAACAACCGUUUUUUUCGGUUUUUACCUGACGAUUUUCGGUUUCGGUUUUAUUCAAGAACCGCCCCAGCCUUGUACCGGGUAUCCUGAUAUCCAGGGGACACCACACUUUAAACUUGGAAACUGGAUAUGAGAAGCUCAUUAUCCAUUGGGAUAGUAAACAAAUUUCUCUCCUACAUAGAGUUUUCUCUUAAAGAAAGAAAACCAAUUUUGAACUUUGCUUCAAAGUUUUGAUAUUGCCAAUUACAGUAUAGAUAUUAUCCAAAUGUGGGAUAAUAGAUAUUCUGGGUGUGAUACCAGAUUUCAAGUUGCUGGGAUCUCAUUGGAUAGUUGUGGAAAUUUCAAAUUUCAAGCCCUGAAAAUGGAUGGAUAUUCAUUUUUACAUAGUGUAUACUUUCAAUCCCAGCAUCAUGAUUUCAUCUUCUUCCGUUAUUUUUCUCAGGAACUUCAUGUAAUGGAUGAUAACGUCCUUCAAACACACCCAGUUGAUCCAGCCUUGGUUCAGAUCAAUCUCAUGGCGAAUGGUAUGUAUUAAAUAAAGUCACUUACAGUAUGAACUGUCCUCAUUGUGCAGCAUGAUAAUAGAUUUAGUUUUCAAGAUGAGUUUAUUGGCUGAAUGUCGCGUCUCUUGGGUGACAUUCUUGUGGCCCAGCCCACAGAUAAUAUUUUAGGUUGAAUGGUAUCCUUGCAACAUUGAUCUUGAAUUUUCCUUCAGCAAAGUUUUUGAAGUUGAACAUAUUGAAGUUGAAUAUUUUCGACAGAUCUAAAUUGGGAAAUUCAAGCAGUAAACGUAAUUGGGAAAAACGGCGUUUUACGCCGAAUGUUUUACCGUAACUAACGCCUUGAAGUACAAGACUACUAACUACAAUAAAAAGAAUCAACAUUUUGCCAGCCUGCAUAUUGGUGUUCAGUAAACCCACCUGUAAACAUUGAUCAAAACUUGUCCCCAGUCCUUCGUCUCGCUCGGCUAUUACUGCAAAUGAUUUUUGGUUACCUGAAGAUAUAUACAUAGAGGCAUAUUUUACUUAUUGAUGUAACGUUUGAUUUUCAGACGAUGAACUGCUUCGAAUAUUACAUGGUGAACAAAGCAAGAUGCUUCCUACAAGAAGACAGAGAAACGCUCAGAUAUAUUUCCAGGCCAAUUGCCCAGAGCAAAAACCACAAGCAGGAGUCACUGUAAGAAUGCUCUCAUCCUAUUUUUUGUAUUCAGUAAAUGGUGCCCCAGUAAAUUAUGUUUUCCGACAUUUUGGCGAACACUGCAAGGUAAUAAAAAUGCUAGAUGCGCGACCAGGAUUCAUAAUAAAGUUUGUGAAACGUUCUGUGAUCGUAAAAUUUAUUUCAACACGAGCUUUCGACUGCCAGCCUGCAGUCUUCGUAUUACUUUACCUGUCGAAGACUGCAGCCUGGCAGUCGAAAGCUCGUGUUUAAAUAAAUUUUACGAUCAGAGAACGUUUCACAAACUUUACUGCAAGGCAAGUAACGUAGUUGGCAAAAUUCUUAAUUCAUAACAACGGUUUGUAUUCGACCCAGGCGUUUAGCGAGGUGGCUGUUUGAAUUUAGACGGCCGUGUACACUGCGACUUCUAGUGCGAUUUUCGUCUUUUGAUGGAUGUGAACGAGCAGAUGAGUUAUGAAUGUUCUGAGUAUAUGUACCUUCAUUCUGCCCUCAUCUGAUCACUCCUUCACAUGCAUCAGGCCAAAAAAAAAAUAUGUGGGUUUCCGGUUUCUUCUUAUAAAAACUUAGGUAGGGUAGGUCGGUUUUAACUUUUUUUUUUAAACUUUUUUUUUAAUUUUCCGAACAAGCGGACGCCAUUUUGUUUAGUCAGUGCUUCCACAUCCAAAAAUAAAUUUCCCUAAUAUUGCCUCAAAUUUCAAUUUUCCACAAACUUUUUCCUCUAAGUGGAAACACUUACAACCAUGAUCCAAUAAAAAAGUUUAGGGUCGGGAUUUCGACGUCCAAAAGCUAGGUAGGGUCGGGAAACCGGAAACCCACAUAUUUUUUUUUUGGCCUCAGAAGAAGAAGAUAAUCGCAGCAAAAAUUUGUCCGAAUCUAUUUGUUCAGCUCGUCAUUCGCCCGCUUUCAUACGUCCCAUGUGCUUCGUGUGAAAUCAUCCAAAUUCGAGUAAGGUUCUGAAUUCAUCCUGUUCUAUGUGAACGGAGAUUAUCCAUGCACAAAUACAUAUACCAUGAUGUUUGUGGUGUUACUCUGAGUGUGCAUCCACGCCGGACAAGCUGAAAAGUUUGCCCGACCACGGUGGGAAUCGAAUCCGCGACCUUUGGGAUAUUAGUCCAAUGCUCUACCAACUGAGCUACGAGGUCAACUCGAACCGACUUGACCUCGUAGCUCAGUUGGUAGAGCAUUGGACUAGUAUCCAAAAGGUCACGGGUUUGAUUCCCACCGUGGUCAGCCAAACUUUUCAGCUUGUCCGGCGUGGAUGCACACUCAGAGUAACAUCACCAGUCCUUUGAAACUCCCAAAAUUUUAGAUCGGCAAAUAUUUUCAAAACAAAUAGGACAAUAAUUUAAUUUGCUUGCUGCAAAUAUGCAUUUUUAUAAACAGCAAUUAAUUACCAUCAUUGCCAAUAGCAAACAAAACAACUAACAAAAUGUAUGAACUCCAAUCAAACAGUGCAUGUUGUGACCAAAUGUUGUGACAAACCAUACACUACUUUCUUACCAUAAACUUUCGCUUAAAUCUUGACUCUCAACGAUUUUAACACGUAUAUGUUUACUUUUCAAAAGAUGCAUUCGCGGAAAAAAAUGCCGAGACGUAUUUGAAAGUAGGUCGGCAAAAUUUUGCCGACCUAAAUCUACACAUAUCGCUUUGCAGGUCGGCAUUUAGGUCGGCAUUGCCGAAUGUUUGAGUUUGAAGGACUGCAUCACAAAGAUCAUAUUCACCUGAGUACAUAACACCAGCACACACAAAAAGUACAUUUGCAGUACCAUGUUUCUAAAAUUUCUAGAAUUGGCACGUGGUACGUGACUUGAACGCACCUAAACCUGGUUGGAGUCGGCCGUCAGUUGUUCGGACCGUCAGCCACGGCAAGCCUGCCUUCGUACCGAGUGUUGGUCAAGAUCUGGAUGGGAGCCAGGAAACAUCGCCUCAGAGGUAAAAUAACUACACGCGUGAAAAUCAUCAUGUUGAUGCAAGUUGUUCAAAACAGGAGCGAACAAUGUUGUGCUGCACCCCGUAUUGUUAACAAGUUGUUGAACCAUCAACAUUGUUGCAACUUGUUAACAAUCAUGUCAACAACUUGCAACAGUACUGAUGGUUGAACAACUUGUUAACAAUAUUGUUCACGGGGUGCAGCACAACAUUGUUCACUCCUGUUUGAACAACGCCGAACAACCUGAUCAAUUUUUACCCGUGUAAUAGGGUAUAAACUCGUCCAGCGGUUUCUUUUCAGCGUAGCAUCGGUCAUCGGACAAUGUUCGGCCAAAUUUUACCUUUUGUCCGAUCAAAGUUUUUUUAUGAUCGGACAUGUGACCGACCGAUUUAGGCUCGUCAAAUAUCCAAUCUCAAAAAAUUGAUCUUGAACACAAUUUCAUUAAUGAAACCAAAGCAAUAUCAACGACACUCUUCCAUUAUUUCAUGGCUGCAUUAAGCCGUAAGAUUUAAUUACAAAUAUAAAUCGUCUUCUUAUAACAUGGUAGAAAUUAAAGUUAUGCUUGCGAUGUUACUCUGAGUGUAUAUCCACACCGGGCAGGCGUGAAAAAUAUGCCUGGCCACGGUGGGAAUCACAAGCAUCUUAUUCACCUGAGUACAUUACACCAACACAGCAAAUAUCAUAAUUAAAGUUAUGUUAUAACCUGAACCAUAAUUUACUGAAAAUGCAGUAGGACUUGUAGAUUUAUACUCAGUUUUAGAUGCACUGCAGUGCAGAUCAACAUGACCAGCCGAAAUACAUCAUGCUAAUAUGAAAAAGACCAUGAAAAAUUGUCCAUUGUCCGAGAAAAACUGAUAUAUGUCCGACCACUUUUUGUCUUGAUGAGACAUCUGUCCUUCCAAGCAAAAUAAUUAUUUGCAGGCCUGGCGUAGAUAGAUAUCUUGAAAUCUAGGUCGUUGUUUGUACAAUGAACUGCCGUGAUUUGUGUCUGAACUACUUAAAAAAGUUUAUCAAGUAGUUCAGAAACAAACCACGACAUCUUAUUGUAGAAUACUACCUACACUGGACCACCACGUUUGAGUUAUCUUUUUCAGCUAGUUCAGACACAAACCAUGGCAGUUCAUUGUGGAAUACUAUCUACACUGCACCCCAUGUUUGACAUAACAUCUCUGUGAUCUCGAUAGCUUGAAGAUACAAGUGUGGACAUUUGCAACCUCUUUUGGUGAAAGAGUUAUUAUUAUCGCAAUUUUCUUUGUAGUUUCCCCAAGCAGAAUGACCCUGCAUCUUCGAGCAGACAGAAGAAUGAUGGGAAAACCUCUGGUAGUCAUUCUACAACCAAAGUUAAAGUGCAUAAACCAAUACCUGUUGUUCUGAAACUCCAAGACACCUUACCUUUCCCCCAUUACGCACCCCAACCUGCUAGAUCAAGCACUUCCCCUCUACUGUCAUCAUUAAACAGCACCCCCUCUCCACUUCGAGCACAGCUUACCCCUUCUCCCCUGAGUGGCCAACAUACACCAUCACCUCAGUCUUUGAGCAAUCAAACCCCUCCUCAAAAUUCUAGAAAUGAGUCUCCAUUUAAUAUAGCACUCUGUGAUCAAUCAUCGGCUCGUGUUGCGGCCGAGAAAGAACUGGCGAGGACCAGAAAUCAUGAAAAUUAUCGAACCAAUCACAAUUCUCAAAGUACGCCUAUGACGUCAUCUCGAAAGUCGAGCGUUAUUGAAACAGCUGAUAAAGUCAAUUCCAGGCUAGUUCCCAGUCCAUCUAUCUCAUCGCAUCCCAUGCAGUUGUUCGCAACUAAUACUGAGGGUGGGAACUGUCCGAACUUUACCCUCACUAUAGAAACCACACGGAAGACGCCUCCUCAAAUUACUACAGGGGUAAUCCCGAGUGAAAGCCCAAGUGACGAAAAUCCCGUGCGGAACUCCUCUCCUGAGUCGGAAGCCCCUUUAACAGCGUUGGCUGAAAGUAGCCGGAACUUUGUACCUGGGGUUAAAACCCAGCGGAAAAAGAAGAAACCCCGUACAAAGGCAGCCCCCAUCGCGAAAGUGAUCCACCCGACCGUGGUGAUAGAUGAUGCCCCAAGCCAAUCUACAGUUGAGACCACCACGCCGCAACGUUCAACGAACAACUUACAAAACACUGUUAUCUCAACAGAACGAGGUCACUCAAGUCGUAUGGAAAACGAGCGAGCAAGAAACUCGUGUCGUAUGGAAAGCGGGGUCACGCAAAACGUGCACACGAAUCCUAUCAUCACGCAAACUAAAAACAUGCAAGCCAGAGGCACUCAAUUUAGUAACACGCAAGAGCGUUCACUCUUUACGGAAAUCCAGUGCGAAUACCUGCGGGUGAUGGAGGCAUUGGUGAGAUUUCAAUACAGUAUGAUCAUAGAAGCUUAUGAUACGAUAAACCAAACUCGAACCGAGGAGCAACGCUUUUCCGUUACAGACACAUUUUGUAAGUUCAUCGAACAGAACCGACAUACAGGAAACAUAUUUUGCGAAGCUAGUUUCGCCCGACAGGAGAGGCAACGUGUCGAGCAUGAGCGACAUAUGUCACAAGGAACAGCGGCAUCUCCCAAUCGUGUUACCAGUUGUCUACCUGAGGAAAUCGAGAGGAGACUGCGCUCAGCGGAAGAGGCUGUCGACAGGGGACGAAAAGAGGUUAUCAGUGUUGUCCUGCCAUUUGAAGAACGGCAACAAAAGAAAGGUCAAUAUAUGGAGUGGGAAGUUUUAAAACAACAACUUCAAAAGCAGCAGAAAGCUUCACAUAAUGAAAAGAUUCAAAAACAUCACCAUGUCGAGGAAAAAACACAGCCAGCUCGGCAAGGCCAAGCCGAAGCACAAAAACAAAAUCAUUUACAAGGCCAGCAACAACGUCAAGACAAGGCACAACAUCACAGUUUACCGGGAGUUUUCCCAUUGUAUUCUGAUUCAUCUGGUCAAGUCGAAUUAUUGAAAGAAAUUGAACAACAACUAAAGCAAGCUCGAGCACCAGAGGAACCACAACAAGCAAGCAGAACACAACCAAGCGUGAUGCAAUCACCACCUCAACAAGCAAAUCCACUUUUACACGCAAGUAGAUCGCAGCUAUUAAGAACUCCAGAAAACUUUCAACAGUUGCAACAAUUGUUACUGCAACGUACACAACUCUAUGAACAACAACGCUACGAAGAAGUACAAAGGAAAAGGGUUAAUGAGCUCCUUCAAGUGAAAGACGUGGAACAAAAGACUAUUUUACUACAAAACAUAGUAGAUGCAUUAGAGACUCAGAAAGCGUCGUCAAGAGAUGUUUUGAAAUCGCCACCUGCAAUAAACAGCAACUUUGGCAAUAGAUCAACAGAAAGCCAGUUGACAAAAGUUCAGACAAAACAAAGUCAGUUAGCUGCCCCAAGUGAGGUAAGGAUUGAUUGAUUGAUUGAUUUUGUUUGUGUGCACACAGUCUUAUUAUUAGCAUGACAAAAUUACUGGAUGCUGAUUGGUUUUAAUUACUGGAUGCUCAUUAAGUGUUUUGUGUCAACCAACUUUUGCUUUCACAAAAGAACUAAAUGAAAAUACGAACAAAAGUACCAAAUUUUGGUUGAAAGUCUGGCAGGACUGGGCUUUAGCGAGAGAAUAUGAUCUUGACGGAGAAGUAUCCAAUUUUGUCAUAUGCUAGCUAAUAAUAAACAAGUAAUCAUGCAUUCAUGCGAUGUUGCUCGUACAAUUAGGGAUUGAUAGUACUCGUGAUGUUUGGAAAUUUGCCAAAUUGGACUCGUCCAAUUUUGGUAAAAUUUCCAAACAUCACUCGUACUAUUAAUCCCUAAUUGUACUCGCCAUCGCAUGAUUACCUGUACAAAAUGCAAGAACCUUCCCACUUCCGCAACUCAUUUUGUGUAUUUCUGUAAUUUGUUCUAUUUUUCUGUAGCGAUUACCGCUUUAUCGGCAAAUAUCGUGGUAGGAUCCGGUAAAAUUUCGCUUUCCUUCCUUUAUAUACGUCAAUUUGUAGCAAUGAAUGCACCUUUCGUUAGAUUCUUUCCAUAAAAGUUACGAAACUUAGAUCUUAUAGCGAUAUUUGCUGAUAAAUCGGUUUUAAACCGCCGCUCAUAGUGUGUUCAUACUAUACAAAUUUAAAAUUACCGACUACAAUCAUUUGAAAUUUCGCAACUUUUAUUCAAAGAAUCUAACGAAAAGUGUAUCCUUUGCUACAAAUUGACGUAUAUAAGGAGAAGAAAGGGAAAUGCUACCGCGAUAUUUGCCGAUAAAGCUACGUUUACACGCUGCGAUUAUUAAUCGUGUACGAUUCGUUUUCUUGGCGUAUGUCAUCGAGUAAACUCGUGUAAGCUGGCUACAUUUGAAAUUUAUUUUUAACGAAACGGCAAUGAAUCAUGGCGCCAGCACUCAUUUUAACCAGCACUCAUUUUAACCAGUCUGUUGAACUCAACAACCUUGUAGCAAGUUGUCAGCAAGCCGCUGACAACUUGUCAACAAGCCGGAAACAAGCAGUGCGAACACAUCCUGUUGACAAGUUGGUUUUGAACAGCAUUGCUACAAGUAGUCUGCCACUGCUUUGUUACAACUUGUGUGCUUUUACGUUGGAACGUCCUAACCCAAAAGAUGAAAUACACUUCUCUUUUUCUCCCAGGUGAAUCCAGCGCAAGCUCAACAACAUAUACCCAAACCUCCAUUCCUAUCAGCAGAUCAGCUGUUAUCCAGCCUCACUACAUCAGCCGCAUGCAGAGUUACUGAAAAUCUUGCAAUUGCACCCGGCCUGAUUUCUGAAAACCAACCCACAGCAGGAAACACACAGGUCUCCGGGAAUUCGGAGAAAUCCAAUUUGGCGUUGGUUAUGAAAAAGGUUAGUUUCGAAUUUAUGUUACGUACUUACGCUCGGUUGACAUGAGGAGUAGGCGAAAUGAGAGCGAAAUGUCACACGAGACCAGCACCGCGGACAAAUAUCAAGGGUAUGCGCGAGUCUACGGAAAUAGCGGAGAAAAAUUAAAUACGGGAAAAAGCGGUUACCACUGUACACGUAUAAGGAAACGGCCAAAGGUCUAAGCUCCGGAAUUUCUUCGUAUCUUUGUGACAAGAAGAAGUUAUACUCUUUACACUCUUGUAAUUUUCCUUACACCUUCUGCUUGAGCUUUGUGAAGACAAUAUUUGUAGUGGAUUCAAUGAUUCAAUCUUAGGAUUCAAUGAUUCAGUCUAGGAUUCAAUGAUUCAAUCUUAGGAUUCAAUGAUUCAAUCUUAGGGUUCAAUGAUUCACUCUAUGAUUCAAUCUAGGAUUCAAUGAUUCACUCUAUGAUUCAAUGAUUCAAUCUAGGAUUCAAUCUUAGGAUUCAAUGAUUCAAUCUUAAGAUUCACUCUAGGAUUCAAUGAUUCAAUCUUAGGAUUCAAUGAUUCAAUCUUAGGAUUCAAUGAUUCAAUCUUAGGAUUCACUCUAGGAUCCAAUGAUUCAAUCUUAGGAUUCAAUGAUUCAAUCUUAGGAUUCAAUGAUUCAAUCUUAGGAUUCACUCUAGGAUCCAAUGAUUCAAUCUUAGGAUUCAAUGAUUCAAUCUUAGGAUUCAAUGAUUCAAUCUUAGGAUUCAAUGAUUCAAUCUUAGGAUUCAAUGAUUCAAUCUUAGGAUUCAAUGAUUCAAUCUUAGGAUUCAAUGAUUCAAUCUUAAGAUUCACUCUAGGAUCCAAUGAUUCAAUCUUAGGAUUCAAUGAUUCAAUCCUAGGAUUUAAUGAUUCAAUCUUAGGAUUCAAUGAUUCAAUCUUAGGAUUCAAUGAUUCAAUCUUAGGAUUCACUCUAGGAUCCAAUGAUUCAAUCUUAGGAUUCAAUGAUUCAAUCUUAGGAUUCAAUGAUUCAAUCUUAGGAUUCACUCUAGGAUCCAAUGAUUCAAUCUUAGGAUUCAAUGAUUCAAUCUUAGGAUUCAAUCUUAGGAUUCACUCUAGGAUCCAAUGAUUCAAUGUUAGGAUUCAAUGAUUCAAUCUUAGGAUUCAAUCUUAGGAUUCAAUGAUUCAAUCUUAGGAUUCAAUGAUUCAAUCAUAGGAUUCAAUGCUUCACUCUAUGAUUCAAUGAUUCAAUCUAGGAUUCAAUGAUUCAAUCUUAGGACUUUCGAGUACAAAGACGUUUGACCGCAUGUUCACAAGACCUGGUCAGGAGUCAUUUUAGUUUCUUUCCCCUAUGUUGAAAAUGCGUCCACAGUCUUGUCAGAAGCUUUGUAUUGAAAUGUUUUCGUGUCCAUUCAUCUUGUUUCAAAUAUAGCCUGACUUUGAGGUAUUCGUUCUAUAGCUAGCGAGAUGCCAGACUCGUGUAAACAGCAUUAGGGUGGGAUAAUUUGCGUACUUACGUACCGGAGGUGGUACGCCAAUAUUACGGUCUGGUACUUCUUUGUUUUCAAUCAAGUACCAUGUAGGCACGCGGAACUCUUGCUAUUCGCGUGCUUACAAUUUGCUCUACAAUAUGACCAGCAAAAAUUCUGAAACCGUAAUUAGGUGAUGUGCACUUGUAUAACGUCUGACAUGUCUUGGCAUGAAACAUGCAUAGUUAGACUGAUUGGACUAAGGUCUAAGGUAUGUUGAACAGUUGAAGUCAUUUGCAAAUGUAUAAUUUUUGUUCGUACAAUAAAGCUCCUUGUUCUAACUCGUAGUUUAAUUCAAGUCGCUCAAUGAAUACAUUGAAGAAACUUGUACUUUGUCUACUUCUUUUUAUACACCAAGUACACUGUACACAUUGAGUCUUGAGUUUGCACAGGCCAAGUUUGAACCAACUUAAGGGUACGUCGCAAUAACCAUUGAAGUACCAGUCAGGUACGACUAUAAUAAUCUUCAAUUUUCGCACCCUAAGCAAGACAUGCAAGACCAUGAUGGUUACGAAAUCGUUCCAUUAUGUUCAAUGAAAUGUGCAGUUUGUAUGGGUUUUUGAGUUCGUGGACUGUUUGUGGUACGUGUUUUUCUCCACUAAUGGCUCAGUUUCACAACUUGAGGCUGAACGACUGAAAGUGGCGUUUACCAUGCAUCAUUAUUUCAGGUAACAGAAUCCAAAGUAAGAUGUUUUUCCAAGUUAAUGAAAUUUGGUCGCAGGCACAAAAAACUAUUGAGCCCUGCCUGGCCUUCACCUUUAGGAAGAGCAGAUUAAACAGAACAGCCUGAACACCAUAAAGUGAUCAUGUUUUUCUUCUAGGAAAAUCCUGGAAUAUAUCUAUUAAGUGGAAGCACACCGAUAAUACCUGACAUCACUUCCUGUGUGGAUAUGUUGGGUGAAGCUGGGUCUAAGAAAGAUAAACUGGGAUCGGCUAAAGCAUCUAAGAACAAAAGUAGUGAUAAAAAACGAAAAACAUCAUCUCUCCUCACUCCUGGCGACUCAGAAACACUUCCGAAGCCUAAACGACAACGCAAAAGCACAAAGAAGAAGAAUGUGUCCGACAUUGCAAGUCAGGACAUUGCAUCUUCAGGCCCCCUUCCUGGUUGUGUCUCAAUUAAACAAGAAAGAUUACCGGUUAAGAGCGUUCCGCCAGGGAAGGUAUUGCCCGUGGCCAUGACAAGCGGUGAUCGUAAUGUGACCCCUGUUAAAGCAAACGAUGAUCAGUUCAGUCACGCGCAGUAUCAGCCCAGGUCAAUUACAAAAGGUAUCGGAUUUAUUCCAAUUAAUACCGUUCAUGAGGUAGGCAGUACGGUUACAAAUGCCAGUGUGACGUCGAAAGCUAGCGACUCGUUGGAUGUCUUGGCUUCUGUCAGUGCAUCGCGUUCUGUUCAAGAGACACAAGACGUUAGGAGACCAGCUGUUACAAGCGUCAUACAGUCCUGUAUUGGCAAGAACCGAUUGCCUCACGAUGGUAGUCGACAGUUUGCUGAUGAAAACCGACGAAGUUCCGAUAGCAACCCACAACUUGGUAAGACGAACCGACAACUUUUCGACGAUUUUCCGACUUCUACCAACGGUAAUCGACAACUCACCGAUGAAAAGCAACAGCAUACAAGCGAUCCUAGCAAGUCUACGAACGCUGCACGACUAGGUUCCGAAAGCGUUCCGAUAUUUGCCGAUACAACCCAAGUUACAGAGGUUGGAGUAUGUCAUACGACUACAGACGGAAGUCAAAUGUUUUCCGAUGGAAAACAGUCACAUAACGAAUGCAACCAACCAGCCACUGAGCGGUCUGUAGAAAGAAAUAUUGGUGAAGAAGAUGUCCAGUGUGGGGUUAAAGAUAGAACCGACCCUAUUUCCGACCAACUGGUCAAAAUUCAAAUUGCUCCUAACCCUAGUCAUUUGGUCAAGGAUAAAUCUGUCGACAUUAGUUCUGUAGGUUUGAACGGUUCUGUCAAUAAAACGAAAAAGCCAAGGAAAGAAAGACAGAAAAAGGAGAGAAAAAAGAAAAUCCAAGGACCUGGUUCUGCAGUUGAAACUACAUUCAAAACAAAAGACGUUGGUUCAAAUAUUCUACAGGAAAUGUCUCGUCUUUAUCUUUUCAAAGGUGAGCAAAAUAUUGGCGAGAACAAGUCUAAUGAAGUUUUGUGUGAACCAGUUCGACAGCUCAGUUCCACUCGCGAUGAUGAAAACAAAGCAAAGCUGACCUCUCAGAACGUCAAUGCUUUGUCUCUUGAUCAUGGUGGUCAAAAUGACGGCAAUGCAGCUACUAUUAAGAGUGCUGACAUUAAGAUGAAAGAAACGGACGAAGCUCCCGAACUUUCAACUUUAAAAAAUGUUGUGUUUGGUAGCUUAAAGAAUUCGGAUAUUCCUAAAAAGAGCGCAGAAAUGGAGGCGCAAGACAGCUCUAAGCCAGUGGAUCCUACAUUUGCAGUGAUAUCACAAAAUAUUCAAGCACUAAAUCUUGAUUACAGUGAAACGUCACUUUACAACAAGUCGACUGACGAGACGCCAAAAGUGAAACAGAAGAAGAAGGAGAUAAGUAGCGGGAAAAAGUCGGGAAAGAAAGAGAGUAAAAGUAAGCCUGAUGGAAGUAAGACUAAGAAGACGUCUGAAAAGAAACCGAAGACACCUCGAGGCAAUAAACAGGAAAAGGAAAGCGUUGCGAAAUCUGGCAAAAAGUCGAGUAAAGUUAAACAUGAUAAAGUAUUAACCAAACUCAAAGAAAUUGAUAAUAAGCAACCUGAUUUCGGUAAUAUUUCUGCAAAUGUUGAUACCGUUCAAUUAUCAUUGGGCAGUGAAGAAACAACUACGCUGAAGCUUUCUGUAAAUGAGAACAAUGCAACUAAAUUGCCUGCUACGACGUCUAGUGAUGGUGAAUGUAGUGAUAACAAAGUAAUAGUAAAUAGCUUGGAACAGCUUUCUGUGAGUGCUAAAGAAUCUAAAAAAUCUGACGAAAAAGCCGCGGACAAUAAGUCAACGCAACCAGUGGACGACACUGAAGACGUUUGUAGUAUUUUAUUUAAGUCACAGAACAGCGAACUGGAAUCGCUCAGAAACAACAAAGAUGAUAAUACUACUGUUGAAAAUACCUUGGAAAUAGCAGGGAAAGUUAAUGUUGCCGAAGCUCCAAAGAAGCAAAAGAAGAAGAAGACUGAUCUGUCUAAACCACAAACCAAAAAAUCAGCUAGUGAAAAAGCCAAGAAAAAACCAGCCAAAGAUGAGAAAAUUACAAAGAAUAAUAAAAAAGCUAGCAAGAAAUCAGAAAAGAAUAACAUCAAAUCUUUGGAAAAUAAUAGUAUAACUGUAAAGUCAGAAAACGAGAAAGGGACAGCUUGUGUUGCUAAAGAUUCAGUUAUGGCAGUUGAUGAAUUUGUGAGCUCUGCAGCUGAUGAAAGUGAGCAGAAACGUUUAGUACAAGAGCAAGGAAAAGAGCAGGCAGAAGAGGAAACUAACUCGGUUACCCCAGAGCUCGCAUCAACGGAUGCCGUCGUGAAAGCGAAUGGGAUCGAGAAACGGCGAGAGAGCGAAGAUAUUGUGUUUGUUAACGAUAAAUCUGUUGGGAACUUUGUUAACGCUCGGGAGGAAGAGGAAAGCGUGUUUUCAGAAAGUUUGUUGUCCAGAAAGAGAAAGCGUUGUACAAGUCUGGAGAGAAAUGAUUCUGUUGUCUCUGAGAGCAGUGGUAAGAUUUCUUUGAAUUUUUACAUUACAGUAUUGCUGCUUUACCCGGGGAACACGAUAAGUAGAGAUGAUUGAUUCUCCUUCAUUACUACAGCGUCAGAAUAAAUACGCAUCUAGUUUUUCAUGUCUCUGGGGAUGGUUAUGAAAUAUAAUUAACACGUGGUUCUAAAAUUUUCAUUCAGAUGUUGAGUCCUGUGUUCCUGUUGUAUGCAACGAAACAGCUGCGACUGAGAGCAAUCAAGCAUCUUCCAGAAAGUCCUCGGAAAAUGGCGAGAAAAAAGAAUCGAAAAUUCGCAAAAAGAAAGUCAAGAAAGAAAAUGAGACAAAAAAUGAAAGUGCUAUCACCUUGGAAACGGACACGUCAGCAUUGGAUGGCUCCAUGAAACAAGAUGAGAAAAAGGAAUCUGGGGCUGAAGCGAAGAAGAAGGUUAAGAAACCGAAAGAAAGUAAGUGGUUGCAAAGUUAUCUCGGAGAUAAACUUCAUUGUACAAAUGUUAUGUAUUGGUGGGUUUUACCAUGGAUAAUAAAAUACAUGGAUAGGAAACUAGCUGACGUGACCUAAUGUUUUCAAUGGGAUGAUGGCGUUGCAACCUAGUUGCAAACCAAAUUCUCAAAAACGGCAUGUUUAGCGAUAAUACAGCUAAACAUUUUAGUCAAAGAGCAAAUAAACAUGACUAAGCCAUUCUACGAUGAAAUCUCUAAGUAUUCCCGGUCAAUUUUAGCAAAUAUUUCAAGCACUAAACACUGAAAAAUGCAUCGCAAAUUUCGUAAAAAUUGGCGACGCCAAUUUCGUAGCUACAAAUGUUAAAAAAUACAAAACAAAGACGAAAAACACUUACCUUGAAUACUUUGUCGUGGCUUAGGCAUGUUUUUAAAACAAUUAGACCAAUUUAUGCUUCAAUAUUACUCUUUUGAAGCGGAAAAUAUAGCGAAACAACAAAAAUGCUGAAAGUUUUCGCAAUACACAUGACGUCACAGAUUGCAACUAGGUUUAGACUGUGACGUCAGGAAGUUUCCUAUCCAGUUAUUUUACAAUCCAUGGUUUUACCAAGGUCUAGAUAAGAUGUAUAAAAUUUGCAUUCUAAAUUUCUUCAAAAUUCUUGAACAUUUGUUCAAAAGUCUUCAACAAUCGAGUGAGUUGCCCACCUUAGUAUAUAUACAUGAACUAGCGAUUAGAGCUUGACAACUGGACUCUGUUAGCUCAGUCAGGGCCGCCGAGAAAGUUCGCGGGGCCCGGGGAAAAUCUUCUCUGGGGGCCCCAUGACAUCAUUAUUUUUAAGCCAGACCCAAGUCAGUCACCCAAAUAGACCUUAGCUAGACUGCAUGUGGAGGUACUGUAAGGGGACCUCAAUUUCAAAAAUGCUCUGACCAAUUUAAAGAACCUACUCAAUUUUAGGCUCUCUCUCUCUCUCAAGUUGGUGCCCUAUUAAGGUGGAGGCCCGGGGAAAAUUGCCCCCCCUCUCGGCGGCCCUGAGCUCAGUUGGUUAAAGCGCUGCACCAGAAUCGCAGGGCCGCAGGUUCAGUUCCUGCAGGGCCUAUAGUUGCAUUUUUCGCUUCUCGUUAGGUUCACACUCGAAAUGUCCAUCUACAAAAUCCUUUAACAUUAUAGUUCAACCGCGAGUGUGAGAUACCCAAAAAUCAUGUGUUUUACCAUGGAUAAUAAAAUAAAUGGAUAGGAAACUAGCUGACGUGACCUAAUUUUUUCAAUGGGCUGAUGGCGUGGUUGGAUGUUGGAAACCUAGUUGCAAACCAAAUUCUCAAAAACGGCAUGUUUAGCAAUAAUACAGCUAAACAUUUUAGUCAAAGAGCAAAUGAAUAUAACCACGCCAUUCUACGAUGAAAUCUCUAAGUAUUCCCAGUCAAUUUUAGCAAAUAUUUCAAGUACUAAACAGUGAAAAAGGCAUCCCAAAUUUCGUUAAAAUUGGGGACGCCAAUUUCGUAGCUACAAAUGUAAAAAAAUACAAAACAAAGACGAAAAACAUUUACCUUGAAUACUUUGUCGUGGCUUAGGCAUGUUUUUAAAACAAUUAGACCUGUAUAUGCUUCAAUAUUACUCUUUUAAAGCGGAAAGUAUAAGCGAAACAACAAAAAUGCUGAGAACUUUGCAAUACGCGUGACGUCACAGAUUGCAACUAGGUUCUUUUUGCUUACGUCAGCUAGAGUCCUGUCCAUUUAUUUUAUUAUCCAUGAUUUGACCAAGCAAUGCCGUGCAGUAGAUGGUGGUCAACGUGAGGACAUAAUGUCAACAAUGUCAAUCUUUUUUAUAGAAAAAGUUCGAGAGAAAAUUCAGAAAGAAGAAUGGGUUUACUUUCUUCAGGUAACUGCAACAGUGUAUAAGCCAAUUCGAAGUUUCCACUGAGCAUCCAAAUGAAGCGUCGGGCUAAAUUGUAGUUGAAUCAUGACAUGUAGCUAAGACUGAAAUAAUUAUAUCAAAGUAUUCAACUGUUCCAACUGUUCAAUCCAGGGGUGGAAAAAGUAACGGGCCACGAGACCAUUGGUCCCAAAACAUUUUUGAGUUCCCAAAAAAUAUUUCCCCAAGAGAAUAUUUCCCCAUUUUGAGUAUACAAAAAGUUGCUCAAAGAACAAUGGUUUCCGUAAGGUUGAUCUCUUUAAGUUAGAAAAUAUAUUCCACUGUUUAUGUUGUUUUAUACAGAAGACAAAAUAUGCUCGUACAAAAAAAUAUUUAAUUGACAGUUCUAUUGUAGCUACAGUAUAAGUGAAACAAAUAAUGAUCGAACAUUUGAAUACUUUCAUAAUGCAUAUUCUAAUUAUUCCAGUCUUAACUACGUGUACUGUUCAACUGCGAUGGCGCAUAACGUGUCAUUUGGAUGUGGAAACUCGAAUUGUCUUCUUUAAAACAAAAACACAUUUACACCUUCACGUUGAAGAUAAUUCAUAUUUUGUUUUUCUUCCAGCGCGGUGGUUGUAAAGCUCUGCCGUCCAUGCCUCAGUGUCGAGAAUGUCGUAAUUACGAAACUGAAGAGGAAGCGGUCUUGAACAAGAGUUGUUGUCGUUUUCAUAUGUUCAGAAGGUAAGCGAUUACACACCAAUACAAGAUAGUGAGAUAAAAACGAAACUAACUCUAUUUAUACUGGAUCGCUAUAUCAACUUUGUCUAAACUGUUCUCCCUAGAAGUUCGGUAAGGGUCAUUCCUAGUAAAAUUGAAGCCAAGAAUAUUCCAGCGGUUACCUCCAUUUGAAUAGAUGGCGGCCAUGUUGGUCGUUCCCACUCGCUAAUAAACGCUUAAAAACAACAAUAACUUUUAUCAUUUGAAUAGUUUAAAAACAUAUUUGGAAUGGGGUUAAGAGAUAGAAAACAUACGAAUCUUCUCAUUUCAUGGGAAUAUCCUGAGUCUGCAAUCACGGCUUCAAUUUUUGAAUUGCAGAAUAAUUAGAUGCACUAUCUAGUGUAUAUAAGAUAUCUAUGGGUCAUUCUUAAUCAUAUCCAGAUGACUGCCUUUUGCAGGAAUCGAACCACGGUCGCAAAGAUGAAAGAGACAUGUUAUUUUUAUUUUUUAUUUUUGACAAGUAUGUCAGUGUACACUAAAAUAAUGAAGCUUUUGGGUAUUUUUAUUUCUAAACGAAUGUUUUCACAAGUCGAAACAUUUUAAAGUUCCGUUUUAUUCGCCCACAUUGCGUUUUUGAAAGAUAAUAUUUUCUGUUAAUUGUCAAUAUAUUUGUUUUCAGAUGUCGAUCAAAAUCAAACAGGCUAGAAAUGGCUGGUUUCUCGUCUUCUGAACAUGCUCAAGGUGACGAUCUCUUGCCGUGGAUUGCAGGGGAAGAAAGUAAGUAUCUCAAAC
Paramuricea clavata is the source of this 22918-nucleotide messenger RNA. The record is from the annotation of a GenBank genome assembly. Lineage: Eukaryota; Metazoa; Cnidaria; Anthozoa; Malacalcyonacea; Plexauridae.